Cornus florida is the source of this 5554-nucleotide messenger RNA. Its product is annotated as DNA-directed RNA polymerase I subunit 1. The coding region runs from base 143 to 5374 and encodes 1743 amino acids. Gene Ontology annotation, molecular function: DNA-directed RNA polymerase activity; DNA binding. The record is from RefSeq and is a predicted model, not a curated record. NCBI's taxonomy places the organism in Eukaryota, Viridiplantae, Streptophyta, Magnoliopsida, Cornales, Cornaceae. The transcript is spliced from 21 exons. Gene Ontology annotation, biological process: DNA-templated transcription. Gene Ontology annotation, cellular component: RNA polymerase I complex.
ACAACAUAUACACAAAAACCCUAAACCCUACCGUCUCUCUCUCCAUACACACACAUUCAAGAAACACUAUAUUCAUAAUCUAUCACAAUUUCACAAUCUUUUUUUUUUGUUCUUUGAACCGAUUUCGAUUGGAGUGUAGAGGAUGGCUCAGACAACGGAGGGAGUAUCUGAGACUGUGGAAGCAGUCCGGUUCAGUUUCAUGACGGAUGAAGAAGUGAAGAAGCAUAGUGUUGUCAAGAUUACAAACCCCAAUUUGGUUGACAAUAUGAACAAUCCAGUGCCUGGUGGGCUGUAUGAUCCGGCAAUGGGUCCAAUGCAUGAACAGGCAGUUUGUACUUCAUGUAGUCAGCGUUUGCUUAUUUGCCCAGGUCAUUGUGGUCAUAUUGACCUUGUUGAACUGGUCUACAAUCCCUUACUAUUUAAUAUUCUUCACAAACUUCUACAACGAACCUGUCACUCAUGUAAGCAUUUUAAGGCGGGCAAAUUUGAGGUUGAAAAAUGUGCUUCUCAAUUGGAACUCAUAGCGAUAGGUGACAUUAUUGGGGCCAAAAGGUUGGAUUCAAUCUUAGAUUUGGAGGAUAGUGAUGAGAACCAUAUUCCAUUUCCUACAGUUCAUUUUGGUGACAGAAAUAUCAGCUCUAAGCAGUUGAAGCAAGAUUGGACCUCUCUUCAACUAACUGAAGCAAUGUCUGUUCUUGAUAGAUUCCUGAAGCUAAAUUCUGUAAAAUGUGUGAAUUGUGAGGCCAUGAAUCCUACAAUCGUUAAGCCUACUUUCGGAUGGUUUCAUCUGCAAACGGAUAGUGAGCGAGCUAAACAAAACAUUAUUAGAGGUUGCGAAUUGGGAAGACAAGAUAGUGGUGGAGCUGAGGAGAAUCCUUCCUCUGAGGUGGUAAAUGCUAACAAUUUUCCUUUGGAAGAUGGUACUGACACUGCUGAAAUCAAUUCAUUUAACGAUUUUAUGACAAAACGGAAUUGGCACAAAGAGGGGCUUGUGCCUUUGGAAUUUGUUGAGCUUAAGAAGAAGAAGAAGAAGAAGAAGAUCUAUUCACGAACUUUCUUGCCAACUGAAGCUAGAGAUCUUAUGGAGGGAUUGUGGGAAAAAGAGGCCCGCCUUUGCUCAUUUAUAUGUGAUUUUCAGCGGGAGCGAUUUGAUACGUCUGGCAAGAUCUCUGGCCAUGCGAUGUUUUUUUUGAAUACUAUUCUUGUGCCCCCAAUCAAAUUCCGCCCUGCUUCCAAGGGAGCUGUAUCUGUGAUGGAACAUCCUCAUACUGUUUUGUUAGGCAAAGUGAUCCAGUCCAAUAUUGCUUUGGGGAAUGCUUUUGAUAACAAACUAAAGUCCAAAACCGUUGGUCGCUGGAUGGAUCUUCAAAAUUCUGUAAAUGUGUUGUUUGACAGCAAGACUGGCAUGGGUCAAAAAGAUGUUAUUUCUGGAAUAUGUCAGUUGCUGGAGAAAAAGGAGGGCAUCUUCCGCCAGAAAAUGAUGGGAAAGAGGGUUAAUUAUGCAUGCCGCUCUGUUAUAUCACCAGAUCCUUAUUUGGCAGUUAAUGAAAUUGGGAUUCCUCCAUAUUUUGCACUGAGGUUAACCUAUCCAGAGAGGGUGACUCCUUGGAAUGUUAACAAAUUGAGGGAUGCCAUCAUUAAUGGCUCUGAAAUCCAUCCUGGGGCUACACACUACGUUGAUAACUUGUCUACUGUGAAGCUGACACCAAACAGAAAAAUGCGUAUGUCAAUUUCUAGAAAAUUACCUUCUUCAAGAGGUGUGGUUACGCAAUCUGGGAAGACUGGUGACUAUGAAUUUGAGGGCAAAAUUGUAUAUCGCCACUUGCAAGAUGGAGAUGUUGUGCUUGUCAAUCGACAGCCUACACUUCACAAGCCAAGUAUAAUGGCACAUGUAGUUCGUGUGUUGAAAGGAGAGAAAACUCUUCGCAUGCAUUAUGCAAAUUGCAGUUCCUACAAUGCUGAUUUUGACGGUGAUGAAAUGAAUGUUCAUUUUCCUCAAGAUGAAAUUUCGCGUGCUGAAGCUUAUAACAUUGUAAAUGCUAAUAAUCAGUACAUUGUUCCAACAAGGGGAGACACUGUUAGAGGCUUGAUUCAGGAUCACAUUGUAAGUGCCGUGCUUCUUACAAUGAAGGAUACGUUCCUAACUUGCAACGAUUUCAAUCAGCUUCUCUACAGUUCUGGUGUGUUUGUUGCUCGGCCUGGUUCAUUUGCUGGCAAUCGUUGCCCAAAAAUAUCUGUAGUGAACUCUGAAGCCGUGGUGCAGCCAGUUUUGCCUGCUGUAUGGAAGCCAAUGCCACUUUGGACAGGGAAGCAGGUCAUAACUGCAGUGCUGAAUCAUCUAACUAAAGGUUGCAAACCUUUUACUGUUGAACAUGAGGGGAAGAUCCCCAGUACAUAUUUUGCAAGUAAAACUGGUUUAAAUCAAUCGAGCGAAGAUAAAGAAGAGAAUUCUGAACAUAAGUUGUUAAUUUGGAAAAAUGAGCUCAUCCGUGGUGUGAUUGACAAGGCACAGUUUGGCAAAUAUGGUUUGGUUCACAUGGUGCAAGAGCUCUAUGGCUCAAACACUGCAGGCAUUUUGCUUUCUGCUCUCAGUCGCUUAUUUACAGUAUUUUUGCAGAUCAAUGGAUUCACUUGUGGGGUAGAUGACCUUAUUAUAUCACCACAUUACGACGUCCAAAGGAAGGAUAAACUUGAAGGUGAAGAUGUUGGUGAGGAGGUUCAUUAUCAGUUCGUUAACCUCACGCGUGAUAAAAUAGAUGAAAAAAAACUCCAAUUGGAAAUAGAAAAGGCUAUACGCCGUAAUGGACAAUCUGCCAUAACAAGCUUGGAUAUGAAGAUGAAAAGUAAACUCAGUGAGAAAGCUUCUGAGAUCAACAAAGAUUUGUUGCUUAAAGGACUUUUAAAACCAUUCCCAAAGAACUGCAUCUCUCUUAUGACCAUAAGUGGGGCUAAAGGUAGUACGGUUAAUUUCCAACAAAUUUCUUCUUUUCUGGGGCCACAAGAAUUAGAAGGAAAAAGAGUGCCUCGAAUGGUUUCUGGAAAGACCUUACCCUGCUUUGUUCCGUGGGAUUUUGCCUCUCGAGCUGGAGGCUAUAUUACUGAUCGCUUUCUUACCGGUCUUCGCCCUCAAGAAUAUUACUUCCAUUGCAUGGCCGGUCGUGAAGGGUUAGUUGAUACGGCAGUCAAAACAUCUCGUAGUGGAUACCUGCAAAGGUGCUUGAUAAAAAAUCUGGAGUGCCUGAAAGUUUGUUAUGAUCAUACCGUUCGUGAUGCAGAUGGUUCCAUCAUUCAAUUUUGUUAUGGAGAAGAUGGUGUAGAUGUACAUCAAACAAGCUUUAUUACAAGAUUUAAAGCACUGGCAGAAAAUCAAGAUAUCAUUUCCGAAAAUUUUCAACAUCAGCUUGAAUUCAAUACCUAUAUUAAGGAGUUGCCCGACGGGCUCAAAAAGAAAGCGGUAAAAUUUGUUGAUAAGUUACCAAUGGAAGAGAGAAUUUCUUUAAAACUAGAGAGGCAAGAGGAUUUCUUGAAGUUGAUGAAGCAAAAGUACCUCUUAAGUCUUGCACAGUCAGGAGAACCAGUGGGUGUGAUUGCUGCUCAAUCUGUAGGUGAACCGUCGACACAGAUGACACUAAACACUUUCCAUCUUGCUGGCCGUGGAGAAAUGAAUGUGACACUUGGUAUACCACGUCUGCAGGAGAUCUUGAUGACUGCUUCAAAUGAUAUUAAGACUCCUAUUAUGACAUGUCCUUUUCUAGAAUUGAGGUCAAAGGGUGAUGCUAAGUGCCUUGUGGAUAAAAUGAAGAAGGUAACAGUUGCUGACGUGAUGGAAACUAUGGAAGUACAUGUUUUGCCAUUAUCCGUUAACAAUGGCGAAGUCUGUAGAAUUUAUAAGCUGACAAUAAAGCUAUCCAAACCUAAACUCAUAUCAUUAGGAGACUGUGUGGAGACCUUGGAAGAGACCCUGGAAGUUAUUUUCUUGAGGGAGCUAGAGGACGGGAUACAAAAUCAUCUGGUUUUGCUCUCCAAAAUUAGCGGCAUCAAGGACUCAGAUGAAGAUGCUUCUGGCAGCAGAUCACGAGGAGAAGGAAGUGGUAAUGAUGGUGAUGGUGAUGGUGAUGGUGGUGGUGGUGGUGGUGGUGGUGGUGGUGGUGGUGGCGAUGGUGAUGGUGAUGAUGACGACGAUGGAGAUGGUGAUGAAAAGGCUGAUGAGGAUCUAGGUUUGGAUGCACAUAAAAGAAAAGAACAAGCUACAGAUGAGAUGGAUUAUGAGGAUGGAUCUGAUGAAGAAGAGGCAUCAGCUGAGCUUGAGAAAGAAAUUAGGGAUGAUGAUGAAAUUGGGGCUGGAAGUGAAAUUAAGGAUGAUGAUGAAAUUGGGGCUGAAAGUGAAAUUAGGGAUGAUGAUGAAAUUGGGGCUGGAAUUGAAAUUAGGGAUGAUGAUGAAAUUGGGGCAAAUGAAUCCUCCGAAAUGUCAUACAAGGAUGACGUUCUCUCGAAGCCUAAAUCAAUGGACAGGAAAACCAAAUCAAAAGACAAAAAGAAUAAGGUUAAGGUGAAACUAGCCCCAAAAAAAACUGAUAAAAAUAUUUUCGUGGAAGCUAAAGGAUUGCACUUCGAGGUCCACUUCAAAUUUACCCAUCAACCUCAUAUUUUGCUGGCUCAGAUUGCUGAGAAGGCUGCCAAGAAAGUUCAAAUCAAGAGCUCUGGGAAGAUUGAUCUGUGUCAAUUGAUUAAAUAUGAUAAAAACGAACAAGUGAUUUGGAAGGAGGAUGAGGAACAAAAUACAUUGGCUAUAAAAUUGGAGAACAUGAAAGUUUCUAGUGUUCAGGAAUUGCAGACAGACAUCAAAGAUCCCAAUGCUACGUCACUACAGGCAGAAAAGACAGACCAAGAUAAUCAGGCACAGCGGACAGAUGCAGAUAUUCCCGCCCCUUGGGCACUGAAGACAGCUGGAGUGGAUUUCUGGGCAUUUUGGGAAAUGCCAGAAAAUCUCGAUAUCAGCCGUAUUUACUCCAACAACAUCCAUGCGAUGCUAAAUACGUUUGGAGUAGAAGCUGCCAGGGCAACCAUCAUAAGGGAGGUGAAACAUGUUUUUGGGAUUUAUGGCGUAGAAGUUGAUUACCGGCACCUUAGCCUAAUUGCCGACUACAUGACCCACUCGGGUGGGUACCAGCCGAUGAGCAGACACGGGGGCAUAGCAAAAUCAACAUCGCCUUUUCUAAAGAUGUCUUUUGAGACAGCUUCCAAAUUCAUUGUUGAAGCAGCAUAUCAUGGGAUGUCUGAUACCUUGGAGACACCGUCUGCUAGGAUCUGCCUUGGCUUGCCGGCAAAGGUUGGUACUGGCUGUUUUGACUUGAUGCAGAAAUUGGAAAUCUGAUGUACAGAAUUAUAAAUUUAUAACUUAAUGUAAAAUGUUAUUGUUAUUUGAGUAAUUAGUAUGCUGUUUCUACUUUGAAUUGUUUGGGAAAUGGGAAUCUUUUUCAACUGUAACAUGUACAAGUCAAUCAAUUUUAAUUUAUUUUUUUAGUAUAAUAGUAAGAAAUAGAAGUUGCGAGGA